Molecule: messenger RNA, 1512 nt
Organism: Aspergillus oryzae RIB40
Lineage: Eukaryota; Fungi; Ascomycota; Eurotiomycetes; Eurotiales; Aspergillaceae
Exons: 4
Coding region: 1-1512 (503 amino acids)
Molecular function (GO): protein binding
Source: RefSeq, a predicted model, not a curated record
AUGCCGAAGCCAAAGUCUCUUCUGAAAGACUCCAAAGCUAAGAACAAAAGGAAAACCACUCAACAGGCUCCUGAGACUGCAGAUGAGUUCUUAGCUGUUGGCGUCGAACAGGAAGAGGCUGGCGAAAAAUGGCGAGCUGGUGACGCAGCAAAAUCUAUGCGCUUUUUUAUGCGCGCCAUUGCAACUUAUGAUAACGGCCUUAAAAAGUACCCUCAUGCAUUUGACUUGGCAUACAACAAAGCAAGAGUUCAAUAUGAAAUCACCCAGCACCCCAAGUUGGCUGCACAGCUGCCUGCUCCACUAGCAGAUAUUUUGAACAUAACACUACAGUCUCAUAGGGAGGCCCUCAAUCUAGAUCAAGACAAUGCGGAUGCUCUAUUCAACACCGCUCAAGUGCUCACAAGCCUUGCUGAGGUAGUCACGGAUACCAAACAUCCGUCUGACACACAGCUUUGCCGGGCAGUCAAAUACCUGCAGGAGGCAAUAGAGCUCUUCCAACGUUGUCUCAUCAUUCAAGAGAUGCGUUAUACUGAAAUGCAGGAACAGAUCAAAUUGAUGGAGUCUGGAAAUGUGGGUCCACGCGAGGAAGAAAUGCAAGAGCAAACCAUGCAGGAAAGCACAGAGAAUGCAGGUGAAUCGAGGCCUUCUGAUCAACAAGAGCAAUGGGCUGCUGUGAUUGAGCCAGUGACCAAGGAUACCCUCGUCGACACAGCGGUGGCACAGUUGGAGACGCUCACAACUCUCUGCAACUUGCUUACCUUUAAUCCCGGAGUCGGACUUGGUUGGGUUGAAGAAUCCUCUGCAGACUUGCUCCAAGAGAAGAUCUCUGCAUACGUUGAGGGUUCUAGCAGACACUACGAAGCAUCUUUGGCCCGUGCCAAAUUUACCUGCGCUCUGAACGAGGUGUUGUACCGAAGCGGGCGAAUCGAUGUUGAAACUUAUCAAACAGAAAUCGCACAUGUCUUUGGUCCUGAUCUAGACCUCUCUGCGGACCCCGAAGGCCUCUGCAGCAAAGCAGAUGCGCUCACGUCGUUCAACACGGCCGUUACGGAUUUGCCUCCCUCGCACGACCAUGAGGUGUUUAAAAAUUCACUAAUUUUGCGGUGGCAAUCGCUAUCAGCUGCUUUGGAUGCCUUGACGAAGGCUUCCAAACUUCCUGAUGCAGAUAACCUGCCCAGAAUUCAUGUUGCACGAGGAGACGUAGAGAUGAACAGGUGGAGACUCGGCAUGUCUCCGUGGGAAUACACCAUGGCUCAACAAAAUGCCACUGUUCUCCUCCGGAACGCUCAAACAUAUUAUCGAGGCGCCGCAGCUCUCGCACGCAGAGAUGGGAAUGCAGACGAAGAACGUGAUGGAACAUGCAAGGAAGCCCUGGCAGCCGCUUUAGAAGGCCAGAAAGACAAAUUGCAACAGCUCAAAGCCACCGCAUUUAAGGAGCUUAUGAUCGUUGCAAAAGAUGUGGUGGAUGACGGGUGGGUAAGCCCCCGGGAUAUGGAAGCACUACUGUCGUAA